GGACUACCUGCAUCAGUUGGGAGACUGAGCCAUUAGCAACGGUGGUACAGCACUGCAAGCAUGCUGAGAGACAACAGAGUACUCAGAAGGAAGAAAAAAUAAAGGAAGAAAAAGUAAAGACACAGAAACUACAGGCUGCCCAGAUGACGUUUUACCAGGGAGCAGCCCCAGCAGGGACAGGACGAGGGGGUGGAGUGUGCAGGUGCUACAACUGUGGGAAGCCGGGUCAUUUUGCUGCUGACUGCUCUGAGCCAACGAAUCCACAGAGGAACAAAGACAGAGGCGGACCGAGAAGAGGGGCCCGAGAGGAGGGGGCAAGAAGAGGAGGAAAAGGAGCACAUGCAUGGACAGCCCCAUUCCAACAACAGCCGUGGCAGCCACCUCCCAAGCAAUGGCAGGUCGGGCCACCUCACGGGGUCCAGCAACAGCAACAGUGGGGACCACAAGGAGUCCCUACAGGCAGAGGACAAACUGGAGCCUGGCAGACGGGGCCGCCGGCACAGACGACCCUGUACAAUUCAGGACAGGGACAGGAGGAGGAGUAUUGACAUGAUGAGAAGACAGGGACAGUUGUGCUAAAAUCCUCAGAGCAACAAGAGCAUUUGUUUUUAAAGUGUCACACCCUUCCGAGAGUAGAGCCAACAGUGGAGGCUUGCGUCAAUGGGUGAAAGCGGCUCUACCCCAGCCACUGGUGGGGAUCCUGCACAAACUGCAACCAGGUGACUGGGUGGUGGUGAAAGACCUAAGACGAAAGCAUUGGAACCAGCAGAGGUGGACUGGACCAUACCAGGUGAUGCUGAUUACCCCCUCUGGUCUUGAGCCUUCUCAUUACAGUUGCCAUAUGGACAGUGACUCAAGGACAAUCCUGGAAAGACAACAUGGUACGGACUCGACUGAUAACCAUUCAGUCCCACUGCGGGACUUAAAUAACAGCCACUCCAGCUCGAGCCAACGGCAGGCUCAGGACAGGAAUCCAGCAAACAAUAAAAGAAGGUCAAUGCAUCCACUGGAUGAGCAUCACAGUAGGAAUCACGAGGGAAACACUUGGUGGUCACUGCUUAACUAUACAGUAAAGACUGAACUGAUGUUAGGAAAUACCUCCUGUUAUGUAUGUAGCUUGUUUCCACAUUCAGUGAUCUCCCCAUUCUUACAGUAUUCAGUAGAGGUCAGCAUUAAAGACACUCUAUGUGCACUAGAGGCGCUCUUGUCCAACGAGAACACAGGGGGUCAACCUUCACUAGGUAGAACACUGAGGGAUAAAUGCAAUUAAUUUGUAAUUUGUCAUCAACAAAAGAUUUACGGGGGAUUUGAUUGUUCACAUUGGUGUAGUAGAAUCAUCUUAGAACCUAGAUCCCGUGUACCAGAACCUAUUCAAGUCCAAUCCCGGCGAACCCCAUUUAGGACCUGUCAUUGUCACAAUCCAAGCAAUUUUUCCAUACCACAAUUGAAUGAAUCCUAUCUGGGAAUGUCAACAUGUGUCAAUUAUAGUGUUUUCCCAUUAGGAUGUAGCUGGAAGAAGGGAACAUGCAGCUCUGGAUACCCCAUUAGAUUGAGGGUGGGACACACCAUUAUUGAUGCUGAAACUGACAAUCGUUCUCCUCAUCAAUUUGGCUCGGCAACAUUUACUGAUCAUUAUUGGAUUUGUGGUGAUAAAGCUUAUCUCUACCUACCCACAAAUUGGACAGGGUGCUGUAUUUUUGGUAAACUAAACAUCUCCCUUGUGGUAAUGCAUAAAACUAAUUCCUCUAUUCCAAGCAGGUUAAGGCUAAUUAAGAGGGACAUCUCGCAAUACAAUAAUGUCCCUAGUGACUCUCGACGAUCCUCGAAAUUGGAAAAGUUCUGGCGUGGUUUAAUCCCCUGGUGUGGGGCAUCGGAGAAUGCACAUGAGUUGGAUAGGCUAGGAUAUCAUUUGGAAUCCCUGGUAAAUUUGACCACUGCAGGGUUUUCUAUGAUAAGACCAGAAUUACAGGCCACUCAGCUCAUGGCAACACAAAAUAGGGUGGCACUUGACAUGUUGCUAGCACGUGAAGGAGGGGUGUGUCAAAUUAUAGGAGAUCACUGUUGUACAUUUAUACCCCAGGGAGAUGACAAUUUGACUAUUGUAGUGGAACAUUUGAAAGAGCUUAGGGGUGUUCUUGAAAGGGAACACCAGCCUGAUAUCAACUGGAAUCCGUUAGGAUGGGUUCAGUCAGUGUUUGGUGCUUGGGCUGCGACCAUUUUCCACUGGUUCAUCUAUGGUCUAAUAUUACUGAUUGCUCUGUUGCUAAUUAUCAUUUGUGUGAAGAAAUUGUUUAAUAAAGUGGUUGAUCUGGUUGUUCUUACUAUGCCCUUGCUUGCAAAUGAAGUAGGUGUAGAUGAGGAAUCUGAGAUUGAUGGACAACAAUCAGGUGAACACAGUGAAAUAUUCUCACUGGACAGUGUAGAUAGGGAGGGUUCACUGUAUAUGAAUGAUUUCCCUGACCCAUUCCCUAUUCCUGACUAUAUCUCUGAUAGUGGGGAACCCAAUUCUAAGCAUGAGGAUUUAGAGGGAUGACUGUCCUAUAGGUUGUAAUGAUGCCUGUGUUUAGACAGGGGUUCUCUUGUAAUUUUGGGAGCAUUUAUAUGUUUUGUUAUUUUCAUUUUUACUCAACAAAUGUAUUAUUCUAUAUGUUUAAACAGGUGCAAGUCUGUAUUAUGGUAUAAACAUUGUAAACUCAGUUUCUGAAGGGUGAAUAAUUACAUUGAAGGGAUUUGAUUCUUUAUUAUCUUUACAUUUUGAUUGUGGAUUUUUUAAUUGUAUUAUAUACUCUGCAACUACUGUUAGUAAGGUGCCAUGUUACUAUUCUGAUUCUUCAGAAGGGACUGAGUCCCUUGAGAGGGGCAUGUUGGGGAUUAAUCAGAAUUAGUUAGGUAACAUAGAGAGGAUGUUUUAUUUUCAUGAUAUGCUUAUGAGUUAUUUCUCAUAAGAAUGUAUUUUGUUGUACUA
Molecule: messenger RNA, 2965 nt
Organism: Oncorhynchus mykiss (rainbow trout)
Lineage: Eukaryota; Metazoa; Chordata; Actinopteri; Salmoniformes; Salmonidae
Molecular function (GO): zinc ion binding; nucleic acid binding
Source: RefSeq, a predicted model, not a curated record